UCAUUGCCUAUCACAUUUAAAAUAUAAAAAUCAAAGCAGCUGCAACAUACUUUUGAAGCUUUCAAUGACAGUAUCCUUAAAAUCUUCCUGUUUCAGCCACUCCAAAACAAAGUCCACGUUUUUGUCUGUAAAUUGGUCCAUAAGUACAGCAAGAUGAACAAAAAGAGAUGAAAGAACAACUUGAACAAGUCUAGUAACUGGGGACAAUGGCAGCAUAGAUCUCUCGCAAGCAGCUGUAUCGUGUUAAUUGGAAUUUGGAAAAAGGCGCAUGCGCACAAAAUGACUUGGGAGGGGCAAAUUGUUAUCACCUUGGUUACAACCGUUACUUGUUAUUAAUAAAAUGGCGGCUGCUCUUCAACUACCUCGGCGUCAACUACAUAGCUGUUGGCUUUGUGAUUCCUUUGUUUCCUCGUCUUUUUCAGACAUAGUUCGACAUAUAGGAUCAAUUCAUUCACACUAUCCAAAUUUCAGGGUUUCUUGUGGUAUUUGUGGCUGUGUGGCUCAAUUUCAUAAUUUCGUAACAUAUAAAUCUCACUUGUACAAGAAUCAUCUUGCUGUCUUGAAAGGCCAGUCUGAACCACAUUUAUCUUUCUUCAAUUCGUUACCAUCACAAGUCAAUGAAGACCAUUGGGAGGCUCGGCAUGAUGAUAAUACUGAACAGAUAUUUGAAAUUCAAUGCAGCAUUAAUGAAGAUUCUGAUGAUGAUGAAAUAGAGGAGCAUAUUUUCAAUUCCCAGCCAUUAGAAGAUGAUGACGAUGAAGCUACUAAGAAGUCAAAAGCUUUGUUUAUUUUAAAGACAUCAGAAGUGAGGAAAUUGACUCUUACUGCUGUUAAUAACAUUUUGGGAGAUGUACAACAACUUAUUGAAGUAGCACUUACUGAUGCACAGAAGAAAACCCAAAGGUCUCUCAUGUCUUGUGGGAUUGAUGUUUCUAUAGUACCUGAUUUUGAAGCUAAUUUUACUUCUGCAAUGAAGCCAUUUGACGGAAUCGAUACGGAGUACUUACAGAUGAAAUACUUCAAGGAAACUUUAGGUCUUAUUGAGCCACGUGAAAUAAUUUUAGGUUCUAGUGUGUUUUUUAACUCAUCUGGAUUAAAGCGUAAUUUUGAUAAAUUUUAUUAUGUCCCCUUUAAGGCUACUAUACAGAGCUUGAUGAAUUCUGCUUUUCUACUAGAUCAAAUUUCUUCUCCUCAUUCAUCGAAUGAUUAUAUUAUGGAAGAUUACUGUGACGGGGACCAAUUUCAUACUCACCCACUAUUUUCUUGUGAUCCAUAUUCAUUGCAAGUCAUUUUGUAUUACGAUGACAUGGAAGUUGUCAAUCCUUUAGGGUCCAACACUAAAACACACAAACUUGGAAUGUUUUAUUUUACUCUUGGUAAUAUUCAUCCUUACUACCGGUCCACUGUUCGGCAUAUAUAUCUACUAAGCAUUGCUUAUACUUUAGACAUUGAAAAGUAUGGAAUUGAUGAAAUAUUGAAACCUUUUAUGAAUGAGAUAAAGGAAUUUGAAGAGGACUGUGGUUGUGAAAUUUCUGUUAAUGGUUUUUCGCAAUACCUACGAGGCAGUCUUUCUGUUUGUUGUGCAGACAAUUUGGCAAGCCAAUUAUUAGGUGGGUUUAAAGCUCUUAAUGCAGCAUUAAGAAAAUGUCGCUGGUGUAUGGGCACACAAUCAUUAAUUCAAACUGAGUUUCGUGAGCAGUACUUCCUGCGCAGAGAUCGGAACUCAUAUAAAAAGCAUUGUCAAUACCUUGAUGGUCCUUUACAUGAUCACUUAUCCACCACUUACGGAAUUUCUCGGAAUUCUAUUUUAAAUAGUUCCAAGUAUUUUCACUGUGCAGAUGGUCUUCCUCCUGAUUGUAUGCACGAUGUAUUAGAGGGAGUUUUACCUUACACUGUGAAAUUAUUAUUGCUUACUUUUAUUCAACACAAGCACUACUUUACUCUCGAAGAGUUUAAUGAUAGAAUUUGUUACUUUCCAUUUGGUGCUUGUGAAUCUGAGAAGCCAGCAACAAUUUCAAGUACAUCAUUGAUGUCUAGUGACAAGUCAUUGAGGCAAUCAGCAACUGAAAUGUGGUGUCUUGGGCGCUAUCUUCCCUUGUUGAUUGGUGAUUUAGUGUCAGAAGAUGAUGAGCACUGGUCUAACAUGCUUACUUUGUGUGAAAUUGUUGAUAACAUAUUUGGUCCAAAGUGCAGCAGCAAAAGUUUAGAUCAUUUAGACCAUCUUAUCCGGCUGUUUUUGACACAAUUUAAGACUCUGUAUCCAGAUCAAAGCAUAAUUCCUAAGAUGCAUUAUCUUAUUCAUUACCCCAGUUGUAUGAGAAGGUUUGGCCCAUUAAGCAGGCAUUGGUGUAUGCGUUUUGAGGCAAAGAAUAAUUAUUUUAAGGAGAUGGCUCAUGUUAUUGGCAACUACAAGAAUAUAGCUAAAACCCUAUCUUUGAGACACCAACUUAUCCAUGGGUGA
Messenger RNA from Amphimedon queenslandica, 2461 nucleotides. RefSeq lists its product as uncharacterized. Lineage: Eukaryota; Metazoa; Porifera; Demospongiae; Haplosclerida; Niphatidae. The record is from RefSeq and is a predicted model, not a curated record. The transcript has 10 exons. The coding region runs from base 341 to 2461 and encodes 706 amino acids.